Rhopalosiphum padi (bird cherry-oat aphid) is the source of this 3790-nucleotide messenger RNA. RefSeq lists its product as uncharacterized. Gene Ontology annotation, cellular component: membrane. The record is from RefSeq and is a predicted model, not a curated record. The transcript is spliced from 8 exons. Gene Ontology annotation, molecular function: group II metabotropic glutamate receptor activity. Gene Ontology annotation, biological process: regulation of synaptic transmission, glutamatergic; G protein-coupled glutamate receptor signaling pathway. The coding region runs from base 628 to 1941 and encodes 437 amino acids. Lineage: Eukaryota; Metazoa; Arthropoda; Insecta; Hemiptera; Aphididae.
GCGCGAGCAGUCGGGUCAGUAUAUUCUUGCGCGUCGGCCCACUCACACGCGCGCCGCGUGUCAACCACCACCACUUGUUCUCGCGUACACCAAUUGCACGUGCUUCGCCGAAUCGUGUUCAAUAACUUUAUUUUUAUUUUUGUAUAGUCGUAAUUUUUUGUGUCACUGGUUUAUGAGUUUUUUAUUUAAUUUUUUUUUAAAUACAUGAAUAAGAAAACGCAGGACAAGAGGCGAAGUUGUCGAUUGACGAAACAUAAUAAUAUAUAAUAUUAUCUACUUAGGACAAUUAAUCACAUAUUUAAUCGGAGACGGUGACCCACAAAAAAAUUCCCUGUGUGAGUGAAUUUGCAGUAGUGCAGUGGAUAAAAUCGUUCAUUAUUGAUAGUGCGAUUUGAUGAGCGGAUGAGGAAGAGGAGGACGACGACAACGAGUCAAUGCGCGCAACCGGUUGUCGGUCGGACUGAGAAGAGCUGUCGGAAAACGCAUACGAUUUGUGUAUUGUGAAGUUCAAAAUCCACUUUCUACGGUGCGAUCGCAAUCGACAGUGACCAAUAAUUUUGUCAUCACAAAAAAAAAACCAUUGCCAAUACUGUCUUACGAGUGCGAUGAUGACCGGGCAACGAUGACAUGGAAGCGGCAGCCAGCGUUGUACAGAUGACUGGUGGCGGCGGGCGGGUGGGGAUGAACACGGACAUGUUCCUGUUGCCGUCCUCGUUCACGUCGCCGCCGGGCGUGAUCGUCACGACGGGAUCGCCGAACACCGGCGUCCACCAGUACGCCGCGGCCACGCUCACCUUGUUGCGGCGCGACGCCUGGGUGCUGCCGGUGCUCAUACUGUCGGUGCUCACCAUGACGCUGAUAAUGACUUUCGAGGUGUUCGUGCUGUGCAAGACGAGAAAAACGGAGCCCAGCAGGAGACACCUGUUCCUGGGACAGGCGCUUCUGGGCGGGCUGUUCGUAUGCGCGGCGGUCAGCGGACUCAUGUGCACACAGCCGACCGUGCUGACGUGCGCCACCGUCAGGCUGUGCACCGGGCUCGGGUACUCGAUGGUGUUCGGCACGCUGCUCGUCAAGUGCGUGUUUCUCAUCAGCCUCAACGGCGGCGUGUACUUGCCCGCGCCGUACCAGGCGCUGUUGCUGUUCUUCACCGUGGCCAUACAACUGGCCAUCGGCGUCCAGUGGCUCAUCUACUCGCCACCACAACUCCUAUCGUCCCAGUGGACGAGCAGCCUGGACAACAGCUGUGACACCAAGUACCAGCACAUGCUCGGCUCGAUGGUGUACGCGGCCGGUCUGCUGUUGGCCGUCACCGUGUUGGCCAUCAAGUCGCGGCACAUACGGGACAACUACCGCGAGGCCAUGUACAUCGGGCUGGCCGUCGGCUGCACGGCGCCGCUGUGCGUUGGCUGGGCCGUGGCCGGGCUAUGGGCUACGCAGCCGGGCGACCAGGACGGAUGUCUGGCGCUGGGCCUAGGCGCCACGGCCGCGCUAGUACUGCUCGUCAUGUUCAUGCCCAAGGGCCGGCAGCUGGCCGCCAUGGGCCGGGACGGUCUGUACGACGAGGACAAGCUCAGCACGCUCAGCAGGCCCGCGUCUCCGUCAUUUUUCCACUUCAAACCGUUCAUGACGCCAAUGAAGCACACGUCGACGAUCAACACGUUCGGAGACCGAGUGGCGCUCGUAGCCCCGCCGACGUACGCUCACCACUAUUACCCGUACUGCUAUUAUCCACAUCACGGAGGUGGCGGCGGUGGAGGCGGAGGAACCGGCCACCACGGAGGUCACAUGCAGCAGCAGCCCAUCUACUCGAGAUGUCCACCCGACAUGUGCAAUUUUUCGGGAAUGGACAACAGCAUUUACACUACGAUGGAACCGACCAUGUCCAACAACCCCAACGUGUUUUUCCACCGUUCCGGUAUCCACCCUGGAAUGAUGUACUGAUUAUUAUUUAAGUGAAUACUAUAUAUAUAAAUAUAUAUAUAUGACUAGAUGUUUUUUUCUCCCGAUUUUAUACUUUUUUUUAAAUAUAUUAUUAUUAUUGUUUAUAUAAAAUAUUACAUAUAAGUAUUAUAUAUAUAUAAUAUAUUUAUAGUAGUCGCGUAAACGUAUAUAUACAUAGAUGUGUGUGUUAAACUAUAUAGUACCUAUAUAUAGCGACAUAGCGCCCUACAUGCACAAAGCAGUAUACGUAACAGCUAUAAGUAAUAUAAUAAUAUGAUUUCUAUCCACUACAGACUCGCGAGACCGCAUCGAGCGGUGGGCGGUGGACGAGCCGGGCGCGUGUCACGAUGAUCUCACGCCGACGAACACGACGACGAUGUCGCAUAAUAUACCUCCAUAAAGCCUCCAUCUCCUAAUCGCCCCCCCCCAAAAUAUGCCUAUAGGGUUAUACUGAAUCGCUUAAAUACGAAUACACUAUAUUAUAAUAUUACGCGCAAUUUCAAAAUAUCACAUUUAUCACUCUUCAGAUCGCCGCGAUGGCAAACGAAAAAAUGUGAUGAAUUCCAUAAAAAAUUACACACACACACUCACAUAUAGGUACCAUGUCGGAAAUGUAUAGGUACGCCGUUCACCUCUGUAGAUAAUAUAUAUAUAUAUAUUUGCCUAUGUUUACGGUGGCGCUGUUCCGACGAGAUUCGAUGCCAUUUUCAAUCGCGACGAUGAUGUCGUUCGAGAUAAAAUAAAAUAGUUUUUUUUUUUAUGUAUUUUACAUUUUUUAGAUUUAAUAACUAUGAUGAUUAUAUAUUAGAUAUUAUAAUAUAUUAACAUAUAAUACUAGACAAAUUUGUGUCUAAUGUAUAUGUAUUUUAAUUUAUAACAUAUUAUUAUAGUUCUGUAAGUAAUUAUCUAUAAGAGCUAUAAAUAUAUAUAUAUAUAUAUAUAUACUUGUUACGCGACAGUAAAACACAUAUACUCGAUAUUAUUAUAAUAUGCAUAUUGUUGAUAUUAUUAUAAAUAUUUGUGUAUAGAUUAAAAAUAUACCAUCGGUUAGAUUCGGUUUUUAAUAGAUAUAUAAUUGAUAUUAUAAUGUUUUAUUAUCAACGUGUUUAAAAUAUUUAAUGUAGAACCAAUAUUUAGCUUUCUUAUGUUUCGAUUUUUUUAUUUUAUGAUUAUGAAAAUAGAAAUUAUUUUUUAAGACCAACUUCAGUGUGCCAAAAUAUGCGCUUUCUUGUACAAUCGCAUUAUUUUAUAUUAUAGUUUGAGCUAUUUUAUUUUUAUAACUGGCAAAAUGUAAAUAUGUUUUUUUGGAACUAUACAUACUCAUAAAUAGUAACAUUAUGUUUAUUUGUUCAAUAUACAAAAAUAUUUUAUUUUCAUAAUCAUUUACGACGGAUUACUAUAUAUCCUAUCGACCUCAAAAGAUAAUGAUUAUUGUUUUCAUUUUUCACAUUAAUCCAGUUAAGUAAUAAGUAUAUUAAAUUACUAUUGUAUCUUAUAAUUUUGUAGUGAUAAUUUGGUAACGAUUACCAUUAAAAAUGCGUACAAAAAUUAGAGUUGCUAAAGUGUAAGAAAUUAUUGCUUAAAACGAUAUUAAGCAUUACUAUAUAAGAUAAUAUAAUACCUAUGUAUUCGUUUUAAUAACUGUACAUUUAACUUUUUUACUUCUUCUUACUCUACAGUGUAUUAUUAUUAUAUUAAGUAUUGUAUCGAUAAAUUAUUGCUCAUUUAAGAUAUAAGAACACUAAAUUCUUUAGAAAUAAGAUAUUUUUGUAUUUUUUAUGGUAAUAACUCAAUAUGCAAUAAACAGUACAAUGUCUAAAAAAUAAUAAACCAUGACUUCGAUAUUUAA